This is a messenger RNA of Bombyx mori (domestic silkworm), 1167 nucleotides long. It is a transcript of the gene Or-16, whose product is annotated as olfactory receptor 16. Gene Ontology annotation, molecular function: odorant binding; olfactory receptor activity. Gene Ontology annotation, biological process: sensory perception of smell; detection of chemical stimulus involved in sensory perception of smell. NCBI's taxonomy places the organism in Eukaryota, Metazoa, Arthropoda, Insecta, Lepidoptera, Bombycidae. Gene Ontology annotation, cellular component: plasma membrane. The record is from RefSeq and is marked provisional.
AUGUCUUUUAAUUCAGAAGAUCUUUAUUUGAAUAGAGCAAAAUUUGUUAUGAAAUAUCUUGGAGUUUGGGUUCCUCCUGAAAACGAAAAUUUCGCAAGGAAAUUUUACAAAGUUUUUAUGAUGACCCUUCAACAUUUAUUUUUAUUUUUCCAGAUAAUAUACAUAGUAGAAGUAUGGGGGGACUUGGAAGCAGUUUCUCAAGCGUCGUACUUGCUAUUUACACAAGCCUGUCUGUGUUUUAAGAUAACAGUUUUUCAAAUAAACAUGAAUAAGCUCAAAGAACUCUUGAAGCAAAUGAACGGAUACGUUUUUCAGCCAAAGAAUAUUAAUCAAGAAAACAUUAUAAAAGUACAAGCGACACGAAUUAAGAGAUUGUUAUUUGCGUUCAUGAUAAGCUCCCAGUUGACAUGUGGCAUGUGGGCUCUGAAGCCGUUGUUCGACGAUGUCGGAAGUAGAAAAUUCCCUUUUGAUAUGUGGAUGCCAGUAUCUCCGGAGAGGUCACCACAUUACCAUUUAGGCUACUCAUUUCAGUUAGUAACGAUCUGUAUGAGUGCCUAUAUGUACUUUGGUGUAGACAGCGUAGCCUUUUCCUCGGUCAUCUUUGGGUGCGCUCAAAUCGGUGUUAUAAAGGACAAAAUAAUGAGCAUAAAGCCUUUGGGAAUAUACAGGAAUCAUAAAACGCAUACAAAAAUUUCACGGUACAACAGAAAAACUUUGAUCGAAUGUGUAAAACAUCAUCAAGCUGUGAUUUCAUUCACAGAACUAGUUGAAGACACGUAUAACUCUUACCUGUUGUUUCAACUGGUUGGCAGCGUUGGUAUUAUUUGUAUGUCGGCUCUUCGUAUUUUGGUGGUGGAUUGGCGCAGUGUCCAAUUUUUCUCAAUACUGUGCUAUUUAUCAGUAAUGAUAAGCCAAUUAUUUGUCUGUUGUUGGUGUGGACACGAACUUAGUGCUACGAGUGAAGAGCUCCACACGAUUUUGUACAACUGUGCGUGGUACGAUAAGGAUGUGAAAUUCAAAAGAGAUCUUAUUUUCAUGAUGGCGCGUGCUAGACGUCCCAUUUUACUCCGCGCCGGCUAUUAUAUCGGCCUUUCGAGGCAGAGCUUUGUUUCUAUCCUUCGCAUGUCUUAUUCCUACUUUGCUGUCUUGAAUCAAACGAAUAAAUGA